AUGCGCGUGACCAAGGAAUUCCCCUGCUCGAAGCAAUGGGAUAAUUGGUCAACAGAUCCGCAAAGGAUUGCGCCGAACACAGACAUCCGAUUUGACCUGGCCAUCUCACCAAUGGAGGACUUUGACAUCGUAAUAUACGGCUCAACCUCCGGCGCCGUGGCAGCGGCUAUCCAAGCCGCUCGACUGGGGCGCCUCGUGGCACUCGUCUCUCCCCAAGAGCACAUCGGUACUCCUGGCUUCCCGUCCUCCACCACACACGACGCUCCACUAGGCGGUAUCCAGGUAAACGGUCUCGGCGCAACCGACAUUGACAACCAAGCCGAGUUCCAGAACAGUACCACGCUGGGCGGUCUCAACCUCGAACUGCACCAGAGGAUCAGCGCGCACUAUGGUCGCCUGGACCGGUUGAAUGAGGUCGUUGAGAAGAAGCUUAAAGACCCUAAUGUUUGGCGGUUUGAAGCAAAAGUCGCUGAGAAGGUCAUCAAGGAGUGGCUCGUGGAGUAUUCAUCCAUACACAUCAUCAAAUCUCGACUCAAAGAGCACGAUGCCGUCGAAAAGGAUGGAAGCAGAAUAAAAGCGAUCCGCCUCGAAAGCGGCCAAACAGUCACUGGAAAGAUCUUCGUCGAAGCCUCCUACGAAGGCGACCUCCUAUCCGCCUCCUCAAUCUCCUGGACCCUCGGCCGCGAAUCCGCGUCAAACUACUCCGAACUCCUAGCAGGCAUCCGCAACAAGACGCUCUACUGCCAAAUCAACGUCAAUCUAGACCCUUACGUACUCCCAGGCAACCCCUCCAGCGGUCUUCUGUACGGCAUAUCCGACGAAGCCUUUGGCACCCCGGGAGACGGCGAUUCGCAUUUACAAGCCUAUUCCUACCGCGUGCCACUGACCGACGACGCAGAUAACAGGGUGCCCUUUACAAAACCCGCGGGAUACGAUCCGGCGCAUUAUGAGCUGCAUCGCCGUUUUAUCGGGGCCGGGGGCGAGAUGUACACUCCGCAGAAGAGGGUUCCGGGGGGCAAGACGGAUUUGAUUGGGUCCGAGGGGGCGCUUUCGACUGAUUUGCUGGGGAGAAAUGACGAGUGGCCUGUUGCUUCAGUGGAGCGGCGGAAGGAAAUCUUGGAGGACACGGCUCGGUUCACGAAAGGACUUUUCUGGUUCCUUGCCACAGAUGAAGCAGUCCCCAUUCACUACCGUAGAAAAUGGUCCAAAUUCGGCUACUGUCGCGACGAGUUCGCAGAUAACGGGCACUUCCCUCGCGAACUCUACGUCCGAGACGCCCGGCGCAUGAUCUCGGACUACCUCGUCACCGAAGCGACCGCAUCCGAAAACGGCGCUCCCCAGGUGUCGGACCCGGUGGCCGUGGCGUACUGGCCAACGGACACGCACAGCGUCCGCCGCAUCCUCAGGGACGGCAAGGUGCACAACGAGGGCUUCAUCUUCAAGGACGGGCACCGGUGGCGGCCUUUUGGCAUCGCGUAUCGUGCUUUGGUACCGAAGCGUGCGGAAGCUGUCAACUUCAUCACGGCCACGUGUCCCAGCUCGUCUCAUGUUGGCUACGGGGCUGUGAGGCUGGAGCACCAUUUCUACGCCUUGGGUCAAGUGUGUGCCAAUGCUUGUGAUAUAGCGCUCGAGGAAGAUCUGGCGGUGCAGGAUGUGCCUUAUAAGCUUCUGAGAGAUAGGUUGGUGCGGCAAGGAGUUAUCGUGGAUGCUUCUGUCGUUGGUGUUCCGUCUUUUGGUGCUGAGUAG
Messenger RNA from Colletotrichum orchidophilum, 1746 nucleotides. RefSeq names its product xanthan lyase. The record is from RefSeq and is a predicted model, not a curated record. The transcript has 6 exons. The coding region runs from base 1 to 1746 and encodes 581 amino acids. NCBI's taxonomy places the organism in Eukaryota, Fungi, Ascomycota, Sordariomycetes, Glomerellales, Glomerellaceae.